AUGCUGUUGAUUUAUCUUCAUCCCAUUUGUCUGUCCUUACUCCUACGUUGGGUUCUGCACUUGCGAACACUGCAUAGUGUCUUCGCAACACAAAUCAAACUCUUCUCCGGCUUCAUCUCCUGCGAACGCGCAAAGAUGAUUAAGUCUACACAACUUGCUAGGCUGGAUGGUCUGAUGCUGUGCGCAUCUACCGAUGAUGAGCAUGGUGGUUCCUCUCUGGACGAGAUCAAGUCGCAGGUGAAGAUGGUCUUACGCCGUCUGAAUCGAAACUCCGAACCCCAAGCCAGCAUUGAAAGUGGCCAAUACACACUACACUAUCUCAUCUCCCAAGAUAUAGUCUACAUGUGUAUCAGCGAACGAUCAUAUCCUCGAAAGCUAGCCUUCACCUACCUCUCCGAUUUAAUGACCGAAUUCUCAACCACGUACCCUCUCCAACAAGUCCUCUCGUCCACCAUGCGACCAUAUGCAUUCAUGGAGUUCGACACCUUCAUCUCUCGUACCAAAGCCACAUACUCCGAUUCCCGAGCCACUCAAAAUCUUGACAAGCUGAACGACGAGUUACGUGAUGUCACAAAAGUCAUGACAAAGAACAUCGAGGAUCUGCUGUAUCGAGGAGAUAGCUUGGAACGUAUGGGUGAAGUUAGCAGUCGGCUCAGAGAGGACAGUCUUAAAUACAGGAAGGCCGCCGUACGCAUCAAUUGGGAGUUGAUGUUGAAGCAAUAUGGACCAUUUGCUGGUGUAGGACUGUUCAUCAUCGUCUUCAUCUGGUGGAGAUUCUUUUGAGUCGUUCUCACUGGCAAUCUCCUCAAACUAUACAGAAGAAGUCAUGCGUCGCAACUCACGAAUUUCGUCGAGCAGGCAUUUGCAUGGUUGUAUAUCAAGCAGCGGAUAUGGUAUCUCGACAUCUCAUUCAGGGAGUACAGGCGUUUUCAUAUGAAAGAUGGACUGGGAAAAUGGCAACGCACUUUCAACAAUGAAUGAGGAUAAUAUGUACAACUUCUGUGCUCUGGUGUUUAUGAUCCCCUUAUUUUGACUGUAUCGCACAAUUACAGUCCUACAACUUGAGUUGCCCUAGCUGCAUACUUUCGGAGGAAGUCCUCCCACCCCGCCGUCAUGCGAUUCCUGUGUAGCCAGUUGUUUCCUCUCCUUGAUCUU
Molecule: messenger RNA, 1155 nt
Organism: Mollisia scopiformis
Lineage: Eukaryota; Fungi; Ascomycota; Leotiomycetes; Helotiales; Mollisiaceae
Product: transport protein-like protein sec22
Exons: 4
Coding region: 1-783 (260 amino acids)
Biological process (GO): retrograde vesicle-mediated transport, Golgi to endoplasmic reticulum; endoplasmic reticulum to Golgi vesicle-mediated transport; vesicle fusion with Golgi apparatus
Cellular component (GO): ER to Golgi transport vesicle membrane; Golgi membrane; endoplasmic reticulum-Golgi intermediate compartment
Molecular function (GO): SNAP receptor activity
Source: RefSeq, a predicted model, not a curated record